AUGACCGACCACGCGGUGGCCGAAGAAGCCAACGCUGCUAAGCGCUUGUUGGAAAUCGGAGGACAAGGUCGGAGAGACGUCAGACGACAGCCCGACCCCAGAAGGAAGGAUCAGGAUGGGAAUCCGAUCAACACCCCCCUAUCGAGACCGAUCGGGGAAAUCUUGGAGUAUGCUCAAUCCUGCAAUAUGAUUCAACUCCCAACCCCGGCGAGAGAUGGCCCCGAUAAAGACAAGUACUGUGCCUAUCACCGGAACCGGGGGCACGAAACCGACGAGUGCCACGUCCUCAAAGGGCUGAUCGAAGAUCUCUUGCGCUCGGGGGAACUGGCGCAGUUUGCUGCCGAGAAGAAAAAUAACCGACGACGAGGGUGGAAGAAAUACUUCAAGAAGUCAAACAAAGACAAGAAAGAUAAGGGGCCAGAACCCGACCAUGCCCCUCCUGCCGCGGGGUCGAAACAGAUCAUUCAUGUUAUCUUUGGCGGGCCGGAGGAGGGCGACGAUCCGGAGCGCCGACGAGCUUGGUCGAGGGAUUUGCCUGUAUGUUCGGUCAGCACCAGUCAACCCGAGAAGAGAAUGAAAGACGAGCCGAUAACCUUCACCGACCGAGACCUUCCCCUUGGAGGAGAUCAAUCUGCCGAGGCAUUAGUUAUCACUGUUGACAUCUGCGGAGCUGAGGUCCGAAGGGUGAUGGUGGACACUGGCAGCAGCGUUAAUGUGCUGUACUUAGAGGCCUUCCAGAAGCUGAAAAUCGAGAGGUCAGCAUUAACGCCGGUCCGAACCCCGCUGUCAGGCUUCACCGGCGAUAUGGUUCACCCUGAAGGAAUGGUCGUUCUCCCUGUAGAGGUCGGAGUUUACCCCAAGGUCCUAAAGGUGGAGAUGGAGUUUAUUGUCGUCAAUCUGGCGUGUGUGCACAACGUCAUCUUAGGUCGGCCAGGAAUAGCCCAGAUGAAGGCGAUCAUCUCCAUGCCUCAUCUGUGUAUGAAGUUCCCAACCCCGGAGGGUGUUGGGACGGUCCGGGGAGACCCGCGAUCGGCCAGGUUGUGCUAUGUCCGGGCAGUAGAGAAACAGUCCGCGAGCACGUCUCGCGUGAACACCAUUGCCCGGCGGAAAGACGAAGAAAAGAAGGAACAGCCUGGGCCGUCUGAGAUCGUCGAAGAAGUGCCCUUAGAUACAGCUUGGCCCGAAUGA
Molecule: messenger RNA, 1188 nt
Organism: Ipomoea triloba (trilobed morning glory)
Lineage: Eukaryota; Viridiplantae; Streptophyta; Magnoliopsida; Solanales; Convolvulaceae
Exons: 1
Coding region: 1-1188 (395 amino acids)
Source: RefSeq, a predicted model, not a curated record